Molecule: messenger RNA, 4857 nt
Organism: Manis javanica (Malayan pangolin)
Lineage: Eukaryota; Metazoa; Chordata; Mammalia; Pholidota; Manidae
Gene: REM2
Product: RRAD and GEM like GTPase 2
Cellular component (GO): plasma membrane
Molecular function (GO): calcium channel regulator activity; GTPase activity; GTP binding
Source: RefSeq, a predicted model, not a curated record
CACAUGAAGGCUGGGGCAGUAGGCUGGGCCCUGCAUCUCCUGAGAAAAGGCAGGAGCAUAAGCAGUGGCCAGAACUGAAGAGUUGGAGAGGGUGGUGGAAGAGGGAAUGGUUUAAGAAAUGUUGGGACCUGGCUUCUAGUAAGCAAGGUGACAGAAGCUGUCCCAGAGUUUGCAGAUGGGACAAGGGAUACAAAAGGAGCCUGUGGGGGUGGGGGUGAUAUCCCAGGAGCAGAGCUGAGGCAUUCCCUAACAGAGGCAGGAAAUGGGCUCCCCUGAGGCCCACUCUUACUCUUUUUUCCUGGCCUGGUCUAUCCACAACCGUCUGGUGGAGGGGCCUGUUGAUGACACCCUGUCGGCCUCCUUACUCCCAGCACUAACUGCAUAAUGGGUCCAUCCCAGCAGGCGAGAGCCUACUAAAGUGGCAGAGGGGAUGUGGUACAGUCCUGGGCCCCUGGUAUCUUGGCUCAGAAAAGUCUCAAGCUUUCACUGCAGACCCUCUCCAGAGAUUAGGGAGGGGACUUCCAGAGAUCCUAUCCUUGCUUACUGGUUUCCUGUUGGGUCCUCCCAAGGGUAGACAAUCCCUGGGUCCCACUAGCGCCAGGCCCAGUGAAAACAGUGAAACACGACUGUUGCUUCCCCCUCCUAUGCCUCUCUAUCACCUGAUCUCUGUCCUCUACCUUGCUUCUCUCUUCCCCCAUAGCCACACAAAAACCUUCAGUCUUAUAGCCUCAUUCGCCGUCCUGCUCCAGGCCUUUUAUUGCCUGGGAUAUUUAUAAUUUGAAAGUGGACAAAGACUUAAGGUAGAAGAAUGCUCCUGGUGGAAUGCUUCAGACACCUGAAGGGAGGACUUGAGGGUAGGACUGGGCAUAUAGAUUGACUGGGAAGGCCUGGGUGUAUAGAUUUGUAGGCUUGAAAGAAGGCUCUCUAGGUGCUCAGUGUGUGCUCCAGGAUGUGCAAAGGGUAACACUGUUUUUAUCAAUGAAGCCCCAGGUUGGUGGGGAAAGAGGAGUGGUCUUGUAGAGGCAGAAUGGAGAAACUAAGACAGAGGGUCCUACCCAGAAGAGAUGGGGCUUUGAGGAGCAUCACCCAAGUUUAUUUUCACCAAGGUCUAAAGAAAAAGAAAUGAGGCGAUUUCAGAUCCUCUCAAGAGACACUACAAUCCAAGGUGCCCAGUAUCAGUAUCAAGGCUUUCAGUGGGGAGGAGGGAGGUGAUCUCAGCAUGAGAUGGGGAUCAGGCUAGGAAUCUGAGGUAACAGCAGAUACUAGAAUUCGGUCCUGAGGGAGCAGAAUCAGCCUGAACCAAGCUCUAGGCCCACUGGGAAGAGAGAGGGACCCCUAGUCUCAUAGUCUGAGGCUGUGAGAACCCCAAAUAGUUGGGCAACCUGCUGAGUGCCAGAUCUUUUUCCAUAUGUAGGUAACUUUUUCAUAUGGCUGAGUCAUAGGCAUCAUAACCCCAAUUGAAGGGUCAGGAGCAGCUUCAGAGGCCCAGUCUCUACUGAGAGGCAGAUUUAAAACUGCAUAUGUCCGGCUCCAAAUCUCACCCUUGUCCACUAUUCAUCAGGACCUCCCAUUCCUGGGUGUGGGCUACUAUGUGUAGCCUCUUAGUAGUGGGACUAGAGAGAUGGUGAUGCAAGGUGGAAGCCAGGCAAGCCUGAGGACAAGCAGAGGACAUGGUGAAGAAUCCUUGCUGGGGUCUGCCACUCCUGACCCACUCUUACCUGGUAUCAUAGAACUGAAUAACCACUUGAGUUUUUUCAGAUACAUAAAGUUCACCCCUUCAUAAUUUAGAACUUUUUUGAAAACUCAUUUUGCAAAUAAGUGAUUCCAGACAUUACACUCAUCUUCAGUACAGCUGAAAAAUAAAUAUUUCUGUAUAGCUGAGGAUCAUUCCUAGAACCCAAUGGCUUCUCUGUAGCAGUGGUGUCAGAAGCUGUAACAGUAUCAGGGAAGCUAGCUAUCUUGUUGCCAAAUGACCCUAGACCACUUUUAAAAUGCUUGCAACUAUUAAAAAAUUGUGGUGUUGCUUGCCUUGCUAGCAGACAUCAGGGGACACUUGCUCUAGAUGUGCUUCUACUCUGUAUGAGGACAGGAACAUACAUGAACUUACUGUAAAUAAAUUAAGGACAAGUGGGCCAUGAUUGAGGACAAGAGAGCCUAUCCAGUGAGUAAUGCAUAUGAGUAUCACAGCUGCUCAGGAGUCUCUUGUGCCCCAUUAACCCCACGAUGUGCCCUGUAGUUGACCUCCAAAUAAGUGAAAUGUCACUGCACAUUAGUCCUAAGAUUAUUAUCUGCCUCUUUGAUUGAAAAAGUCCACUGAAGAUUGUAUAAUAGACUGUUCCCAAUAAUAGACAAGGCAGCAAUAAUGUAAAGAUGAAAAACAGUCUUUGGCAUUGGAAAGAUCUGGGUGGGGAUUGAUCUGGGCCCAGGCUUCCCACCCUCCAUUCUGCACCUUAGGGUCAUGAGAAUGAAAGGAGGUGAUACAGGAAGGUUCCCAGCACAGUGCCUGACAAAAAAGGAGGAGAGAAGGGGCUAGGAAAUCAGAAUUUCCUUGGGUGCUUGAGGGUGGCAGGAAGGAAGACGAGUGUGGGAACCUGAAGGGAACACAGUAAAGGGGACAUGACACCCUGGCUUCCCACAAAGAGGCAGACAUGGUUGUGUGUGCACCCUGUGUGGUCUGCAGUCCUGGCUGUGGCCCCAGAGAGCUUGGGAGGGGGCUGCCACUCCUCACCCCCAACUUGGGACUGGGAACUUUUCCUAGAAGGCUAGCUCUCAUCUCUCCCUUUUUUCCUUCUCUGAUAAACACUAGUUGGUGGGCCUGGUGAAGAGGGAACAAAGGAAAGGUGACAAUGCAUGGGGUAGGGGAAAUGGACUGGGCCAUGGUUAGCAACAACCUGAACCUAGCAACCAAUUGGAGCUGCACAAACAAGGUAGCCAUUUCUCCUUCCUCAAAACCCCCAUCUGCCUAGUGGUCAUGCUGGGAAAUGAGUAUUUCUGUGGUUCUUGGCCCAGAAUGAGUGGAAUGGGGAAGGAGAGAGGCAGGGAAAUUUGGUGACAGGGUGGUUGUCCCCUGUCCCUGCAUCUCUAUUGGUUUCUGCCUCAACCUCCUCUAUUUAGCCAGUGAACAACAACUCUGGGCUGUACACUGGGGUAGGAGCUGAGAAUACAGAAACAAAUGAUGCAUAGUUCUGGCUCCUGGAGAAAGACCUCCCAGUUCCUGCGUCCUUUCCUCCUGCCAUCCUCAGCUCUCUUACCCACUGAUCCCUUGCCACACUUAUUUGAACCCCUAUCUCUUCUACCCCUCUGACUUUGUUCCGUUCCUAACCACAAUCAGCAGUCUCUGUGCUCCCGAAGGGAAGCUAAGCAAAGGAAGGGGGGGCAAAAAGGAGGGAAUCCCGCUGACAUCACUCCUCAUUAGCAUGUGUGACUUCAUUAGGGGCGGGACAAUUUCUCCAGGUGUCUGGGGGGAGAGCACGAGAGGGUGGUAUUUAAAGAGAAAAGCUGACAGUGAUGCUGAGUGAGGGAGCGGGUGCUGCUAGCCUCCCGGCUGCACACGCACACGCAUACUGAUGCACAUGGACCUCGACACUGACAUGGACAGAGACACAGAAACCACAGCGCUCUGCCCCGCUGGCAGCCAUCAGGCCUGCCCUCCAGGGACACCCACACCAGAAGCAGAUGCCACACUGCUGAAGCCAGAGAAACUGCUGGCAGGGUUGGAACGGGGUGGGCCACCCCCUGCCCCAGGAGCCCCCAGAAGAAGAGGCAGUAUGCCUGUCCCCUACAAGCACCAGCUGCGGCGGGCCCAGGCUGUAGAUGAACUUGACUGGCCACCUCAAGCCUCAUCCUCUGGCUCCUCUGACUCCUUGGGCUCGGGGGAGGCAGCCCCCACCCAAAAGGAUGGCAUCUUCAAGGUCAUGCUGGUGGGGGAGAGCGGUGUGGGCAAGAGCACCCUAGCAGGCACCUUCGGCAGUCUUCAGGGAGACAGUGCCCAUGAGCCGGAGAACCCAGAGGACACCUAUGAGAGACGCAUCAUGGUGGAUAAGGAGGAAGUGACUCUAGUUGUUUAUGACAUCUGGGAACAGGGUGAUGCAGGGGGGUUGCUGAGGGACCACUGCCUUCAGACCGGGGAUGCCUUUCUCAUCGUCUUCUCAGUCACCGACCGUCGAAGCUUCUUCAAAGUUCCAGAGACCCUACUUCGGCUCCGGGCUGGGAGGCCCCACCACGACCUGCCUGUCAUCCUCGUUGGAAACAAGAGCGACUUGGCCCGCUCCCGGGAGGUCUCACUGGAGGAGGGCCGCCACCUGGCAGGGACACUGAGCUGCAAGCAUAUCGAGACGUCGGCCGCGCUACACCACAACACGCGGGAGCUUUUCGAGGGCGCGGUGCGCCAGAUCCGGCUGCGGCGGGGCCGGGGCUGUCCGGGAGGUCCGCGGCACGAGUGGGGUAAUCCCCAGAGCCCCGCGCCGCCUGCGCGCCGCGAGAGCCUCACCAAGAAGGCCAAGCGCUUCCUUGCCCACUUGGUGCCGCGCAACGCCAAGUUCUUCAAGCAGCGUUCCAGGUCGUGUCACGACCUCUCGGUGCUCUGAGCCGCAGUCUCCAUGGUCACCGGGGGUCGCCAUGGUCACCGAGCCCUCGGCUCGUCCCCUCGCCCCGCCUCCUGCCCCAUGUCCGGCUUCCUUUGUGAAGACAGUCUAGGAAACCAAACCAAAAACUUCCAGGACGCCCCGGUGUGACCUCGGGGGCAGGGCCCCGGCGGGCCCCCCACGCCCCGGAACCCGGCUGGCGUCGCCCCGCCCCCGUCCCCACCCACACGGAGACACCUACUGCCCCCGGAGCCCGCCUAGGAGGCGGCGGGGG